Molecule: messenger RNA, 825 nt
Organism: Raphanus sativus (radish)
Lineage: Eukaryota; Viridiplantae; Streptophyta; Magnoliopsida; Brassicales; Brassicaceae
Exons: 1
Coding region: 1-825 (274 amino acids)
Molecular function (GO): RNA-DNA hybrid ribonuclease activity; nucleic acid binding
Source: RefSeq, a predicted model, not a curated record
AUGACCACGGCAGCUCACUGUCCCCGCUGCAAGGAGGUUGAGACUGCAAUGCACGUCUUCUUCAAGUGCCCCUUCGCGAAGGAGGUGUGGAACCAGGCGCCUUUGGCUCACUCAGUUCACAUAGCUGAUAACCAAAAUCUUAAGGCUUCAAUGGUCCUCUUCAGAACGACAUCAUGCCUUCCACCGACUGGAGUAAGAGUGCCGAUUCUUCCAUGGAUUUGUUGGUUCCUGUGGACAGCAAGAAAUAAAUUAAUCUUCGAAAACAGAACCAACAGUCCUAUGGAGGUAAUGACAAAAGCAAUGGCAGCAGCUAGAGAAUGGGAUCAAGCGCAAAUCAUAGAGAACCCAAGAAUGAUCAAUUCCUUACCUGCCCAAGCUCAUCCAAGACAAAGAGCAAGAUCAAUGGCAACACCCGUAUGUUUCGUCGACGCGGCUUGGAACCAAUCUUCAAAGACAGCAGGUGUCGCGUGGUUAAUCACCAGAGAGGGCUCGAUCCCUCCUCUGUCGGGCUCCAAGAUCAUCGAGAACGUUUCCACUCCCCUAACGGCUGAAGCCCUAGCUCUCUGCAACGGCCUCCGUCAAGCGAUAGAUCUUGGCCUCUCCUCGGUCAUCGUCUACUCCGAUUGCGCAACGCUCAUCAGAGCAAUCGUCUCCAAAGACCAGAUCAAAGAGAUCUAUGGCACUCUUCAGGAUAUCAAAAGUCUCUCUGCGUUCUUUGUUUCUAUCGUCUUCCAGUUCGUCCCUCGUUCUCAGAACAGGGAAACUGAUUUCAUUGCAAAACAGGCCCUUAAGGCCCAUUGUCUUUCUUCAUUUCAUCUGGGCUAG